Molecule: messenger RNA, 591 nt
Organism: Acanthosepion pharaonis
Lineage: Eukaryota; Metazoa; Mollusca; Cephalopoda; Sepiida; Sepiidae
Source: the annotation of a GenBank genome assembly
AUGACAUAUUUCAGAACUAAAGAAAAGAUCAGUGUCGUAACGAACUACACCUACGACGAUGGAAAAGAAGAAAUUCAAAAUGACCUCUUCUCUAGAGAACCAUUUGUAGUACUGUUCAACAUUCCAUGCACAGAAUUCAAGAAUGUGGCACUAGUUGGGGUUCAUAUUGCUCCUGAAGACGCUUUCGAAGAGAUGAAACAUUUGCAGAAAGUGCGAGAUAGUGUAUCAAGAAAGCUACGCACAAGCAACAUCAUUUUAAUGGGAGAUAUGAACGCUGAUUGCAAUUUCUUUCGAGAAUCCAAGUGGCAGGAAGUUCCAAUGCGCAUGAGUUCGAAUUAUCUGUGGCCUAUUUGCGAUGACACAGAUACAACAGUUAAAUCAACCCAUUGUGCUUACGAUAGGUUCAUUGUUGGAGGCAGAACAUUGAGAAAAGCCUACAUUCCUGGUUAUGCAAAGGCUUAUCGUUUCGAUGAUGCGUUUAGCUUGAGUCAAGAGGAGGCUCUUAAAGUGAGUGACCAUUACCCAGUUGAAAUUUCAUUUAAAGAAGACUGCGCUGCUAGAAGGACAGAAGGAGGCAACAUCAUUGGAUAA